This is a messenger RNA of Protopterus annectens (West African lungfish), 2609 nucleotides long. It is a transcript of the gene VAV1, whose product is annotated as vav guanine nucleotide exchange factor 1. Gene Ontology annotation, biological process: regulation of GTPase activity; intracellular signal transduction; cell migration. The record is from RefSeq and is a predicted model, not a curated record. Gene Ontology annotation, cellular component: cytoplasm. Lineage: Eukaryota; Metazoa; Chordata; Ceratodontiformes; Protopteridae. Gene Ontology annotation, molecular function: guanyl-nucleotide exchange factor activity; protein binding.
GAGGAAGUUGGUUCAGUGCACUUCUUGUUAGAUGUGUUCAUGAGAGAGAGCACAAGCGAGGGAGACAGCUGUAUGGACGAGUGCUGAAAAAAGAUCUGCUUCUCUCUGUCGUUUUCUUUAGCUUUGCAAGGAUGGAGAUGUGGAGGCAGUGUGCCCACUGGCUUAUUCAGUGUCGAGUAUUACCCCCAAACCACCGGGUAACUUCAGAUGAGGCCCAGGCAUGUGACCUAGCACAGGCACUGCGUGAUGGUGUUCUUCUCUGCCAGUUACUGAAUAACCUUCUCCCUCAUUCUGUGAACCUGAGAGAAAUCAACCUGCGCCCCCAGAUGUCCCAGUUCCUAUGUCUAAAAAAUAUUCGGACAUUUUUGACUGCCUGCUGUGAAAAGUUUGGACUAAAGAAAAAUGAGCUGUUUGAAUGCUUUGAUCUUUUUGAUGUGCGGGAUUUUGCUAAGGUCUUGGAAACAUUGUCCAUUUUGUCAUAUACACAAGCAGCUCUGAGUAAAGGAUUCACGUCAUUCCCCCAAGAAGAUAGUCUUCCAGAAGAUGAGAUAUACAGUGGGUUAUCUGAUCAGCUUGAUGACACUGGAGAAGAUGAUGAUUUAUAUGAUUGCGUUGAGGCAGAGGAUGAUGAAGGUGAUGAAAUCUAUGAAGACUUGAUGAGAACAGAAGUUGAGAAUGUACCGCACAAGAUGACAGAACUUGACAAGAAAAACUGCUGCCUUCAAGAGAUCAGGCAAACAGAAGAGAAGUACACAGCAACACUGGAAUCAAUUCAACAGCACUUUAUGAAGCCACUGCAGUCAUUUCUGAAGCGCUCUGAAAUGGAGAAUGUUUUUAUCAAUAUUGAGGAGCUGAUUAAAGUUCAUAGAUACCUACUUGAAGAUAUCAGGAAUUCUACUUCAGGCUUUAAUGUUCAGAAUCUCUAUCAAGUCUUCCUGAAAUACAAAGAACGACUGCUGCUUUACGGCAGAUACUGUAGUCAAGUAGAAUCCGCUACCAAGUUCUUAGACAUGCUGUCCAAGUCAAGGAAUGAUCUGCAAAUGAGAUUAGAGGAAUGUUCUAACAGAGCAAACAAUGGCCGUUUCACCUUACGCGAUCUACUCAUGGUACCAAUGCAGAGGGUUCUGAAGUAUCAUUUGUUGUUGCAGGAAUUAAUGAAACACACCACUGACCCAGCAGAAAAAGAAAAUCUGCGUCUGGCACUAGAUGCAAUGAGGGAUUUAGCUCAAUGUGUAAAUGAAGUCAAAAGGGACAAUGAAACUCUAAAACAAAUAACUCAUUUCCAGUUGUCAAUAGAAAACCUGGAUGUAUCAUUAGCACAAUAUGGAAGACCUAAAAUUGAUGGAGAACUUAAAGUUUCAACGCUAGAGAAAAACUCAAAAGUAGACAGAUACGCUUUUCUAUUGGAUAAAGCAAUGCUAAUUUGUAAACGAAAAGGUGACUCUUUUGAACUGAGGGAAUUACUUGAGCUUUCAACCUUUGAUGUGAGAGAUGAUCCUUCCGGAGACAGAGAUAAUAAAAAGUGGAAUCAUGUCUUUCUUCUGAUUGACAACAGUCAAAGACAAGGAUAUGAGCUUUUCUUCAAAACUAGAGAAAACAAAAAGAAGUGGUUGGAACAAUUUGAAAUGGCAUUGUCUAACAUUUAUCCAACUAAUGCAAUGGCGAACAACCAUGACUUUCAGAUGUUCUCCUUUCAAGACACAGCAUCAUGCAAAGCUUGCCAAAUGCUGCUAAGAGGAAUGUUUUACCAAGGAUAUCGCUGUACCAAAUGUAAGGUAGCAGCUCACAAGGAAUGCUUAGGACGAGUCUCUUCAUGUGGAAAACAAAGCUCAGACCAUGGGUCAUCUACACUAAAAAAGAACAAAACCAACAGACCAACACCCAGCAGAUAUCCAGACACUGCCUUGCCCAGAAUGGAGGUUUGCCAAGAGUACAACGGCUUGCCACCGCCACCUGCAGCCUUUGGAGUAGCAAUCCGCCUAAGUGUGGGAGACAUUAUUGAGCUAAAAAAAGCAGAUGCUGACCAGAAUUGGUGGGAGGGCCAGAACAUGUCUUCAGGUGAAACUGGAUGGUUUCCUUAUACAAAAGUCAGACCCUAUAUUAGUAAACCCUCAACAGACUUAAAUGUUUUUCCAUGGUAUUCUGGGCCUAUGGAAAGGGCUGAAGCUGAGACCAUGCUCAGUGGUUGCUCAGAUGGUACAUACCUUGUGAGACAGAGGGUGAAGGAUUCUGGGGAAUAUGCUAUUAGCAUAAAAUAUAAUGCAGAAAUCAAGCAUAUCAAAGUCACAACAGCAGAGGGAUUAUACCGCAUUACAGAAAAAAAGGCUUUUAAGGGAUUAGUGGAACUUGUGGAUUUUUACAAGAAAGAGUCUCUCAAAGAGUGCUUUAAAACACUAGAUACAACACUGCGAUUUGCAAUUAAAGAGGCACAGACAACAUCUGCACCCAGGCCACCUGGUGGAAAUACAAAAUUCUUUGGAACUGCUAAAGCUCGUUAUGAUUUUUCUGCAAGAGACCGUACUGAACUCUCCAUCUGUGAGGGGGACAUAAUAAAAAUUAUAUCCAAGAAGGGCAACCAGGGUUGGUGGAAAGGCGAGCUACAUGGCAAA